AUGAUCUUGCAUACUGACGGCUCGUCAAUUGGUAAUACGGGUCCAUCCGGCUUCGGAGCCGUCCUGCGCAAUCACGAGGGGGUAUGGAUCGAGGGGAUUUCGGGUAACUUAGGUAAUGCCGACAAUUCUCUGGCCGAGGUGGUCGCGAUUCUCGAAGGGUUAAAUUUAGCAGUGGCUCGGAGGUUCACAACUCUCACCUGUUACUCCGACUCGCAAGAGGCUCUCCGGCUGAUUCAAAGGGCAUCCGUAGUAAAUCAGAAAAUUCCGUUGCCGAUAUCUUGGCUCGGAGAGGAGCCAAGGAAGAAGCGUUCUUUACGCCUUGGGCUUUUCCCCUAG
This is a messenger RNA of Striga hermonthica, 336 nucleotides long. The record is from the annotation of a GenBank genome assembly. Lineage: Eukaryota; Viridiplantae; Streptophyta; Magnoliopsida; Lamiales; Orobanchaceae.